CCACUGGGCAGUGGCUAAAGGUUUUAAGCCUUUUAAGGAGCCGAUGCCUCCAGCGAAAACUUCAGAAAUCCCUCGCUCAACACACGCACACACAGUGAGUUAUUGCAUGUGAUGGAGAGCAUUAAGAGGGUUCGACUGGUAUUCAAAGAUGACGAUGUUUUGAGCGAAAUCCAGAAAUCGGAGGGACUGAAUCGAAGCUGGGUUUUACUGAAUAUCAAUCAGCAGAAUACCAUUUCUGACGUCGUUUCUCAUCUCCUUCACGCUUUUCAAAUUCAACAUUCGUGCCCCCAUGGGCUCCUCCUCUCUAUUGAUGGCUUUGUGUUGCCACCGUUUGAGUCUACCUGCAUCCUAAAGGAUAAAGAUAUAAUUAGAGUGAAGAAGAGAGGACACACUUUGGCUAUAGAGGGAAACAAUAUUGCUACUGUGGUUGAGAAAUCGAAAGCUCUGGAGAAGCAACCUGUAAAUAGUGGCGUCUUGCUUUUAGCCAAUGAGGAUUUCGAAAAAGAAAAAGGAGGUUACGAGAUUGAUGAACCUGAAGAGGAGGAUGAAGUGCCCGUGAAAGAUUUGGAAGUUAUAUCAGAUGGAAAUGAUGUUUCCAAGAAAAGAAUAAGGAAAGCAGCAGAGGAAUGUCAGGACACAAAGAAGAAGAAGAAACAAUUCUCUGAGGCUCAUGAUAACGUUGCUUAUGAAGUUCAUACAGAGAAGAUUAUAUCUCACCAGAAUGGAGUCAGAACGGAAAAGAAGAGCCUUUCCAAAAAGGAAAAUACAUCUAAUUUUAUGGAUACAGAAAAUGUUGAAAAUAAUGAAGAAAUGGCGAGAAUUGAGAAGCCUAAGGAGAAUGGACAAGAGACUGAGGGAAGAUCACUUGCACUGGAGGAGCCUAAAAAGAAGUUCAGGUUUCCGAUGGCGGGGCUUACAGUGGUAUCAUAUGGUGUUUGGCAUUAUCAAAUGAUUAGUAGAAAUACUAAACGAAGGUAUGCUAGUAGGAAAUUGAAAAAGGAAAUGCUGAAAUUUCAGAAGAAAAAUGAAGCUUGUGUAUUGGAGGGGCCUUGAAACAGGAAAAAAGGCAGGGGUAAAGCUAAAUUAUAUGAGGUGGAUUGUCUAUCAAAGGGACAGUGAAGUUGGAGAAAGGACCAAGCUAAUACUGAAAGAAACGAGGUGGAUGGGCAAACAAAGGGUCUGCUGCGCUGGAAGCAAUUGUCUGGUAGUAACACAUCUAAAACAUCUGAAAAAUGUCAGCAACAAAGUCAAACAACUGAUUUACAUAAAGAUCCACAUCAAAAUGGGGAAGUGCAUGAAGAGCCAAUUCAAAAUGGCGAAGUGCAUGAACAAGCAAAUCAAAAUGGCAAUACGUCUGAAUGGUCAAAUAAACUUGGUGAGGAGGCUGAAGUUGUUCCCAUUGUUGGUAAGGCCAGGACACAUUCGCUUUGAACCUCUGGAGAAAGGUCCAAACUCUCUCUCCUUCCGCCUCUUGUGGUGUUCUGUGUAUCUGCUAUGGUCGAGAAUCUUGUUUAAAGUGAUCUUGGUUCGCCAAUUUAGCUGAUUUAUAGAGGUAUAGUCUACCCAAAUUUAGCCAGUUGAUCUGAAUUUGAACAGAUCUAGCUUGAGUUUCAUGAUUGGUCUUAUUCAGUCCCCAAUGUUGACUGCAGACAUUAAUUUAGAUUCUGGGCCCUUUUCCUUUGUCUGGGACUGCUUUAUUUGAACAGAAAAAAUUUACUUGAAAUUCCCAUUAAGGAAGAAGGCCAUAUAGGUUCACUAUCACAAAGAUUGGUUGAUUACUUGUAAAUAAUCAUCGUUAUUGAAACGAUUUACAACAUACAUUUCUUCACUGUCUUGUUUUUCCUUCCUUUGGCAAUUGGGAAAUGAUGUACCUGUUGGUCUCUAAUAAUUGCAUGACUAUUGUGUGCCAUAUUAAAUCAGGGUUCUGAAAUUUGAGAUAUUUUUGGGUUGAUGCAGAGCAUGCUGUGGAACAAAAUCAAGUACCAGUGGUAUGCUUCUAUGUAUGCAUUAUGAUGUUGGAUGUAUUCUAUGGCUGCAUUCUUUUACAUCUCUUUUCUUUUGAGGUUUAUAGGUUGCAACAUUGAAUUUUAUCGAGCAUUAUCAUUUCUUAAGUAAUAUGACGACAUCUAAGAGGGGGAGGUCAGGAAAGUUCAUAUUUUGAAGAAUGUUUUAAUUAAGAGGACAUGUCAGAUUAUGACGAAUAAUCUUGCAUUCCUAUUUUUGGGGGGGUAGUGGUGACAAAGUUGUCAUAUACACAGAAACGAACUAUUUUAAAACAUGGCCUGUUACAGAAGGGAUGCGAUCAAGGUUUUGAGAUAAUGGGUACAUAUCAAAAUGAUCCUAUAAUUAUCUCACACUCCUUUUAUUGAAUAAGUGAGCUCUGGGGUUUAUUUAGUAAGCAUAAGGUAUCUGUCAUUCUUGACAAAGAUGAAGAAAAAGAGAUAAAACCAAUCCUAUUUGGAAUAGGAUUGUCCUACAUCACAUAAUUAUCUAGGGUGAUUACUAUAAUACCCAAAUUUUUGUAAAGUAAAAAUGAAAGUUCAUGCUGUAAUUUAUUGUGAUGAAGCCCUUCCCUUUUUCUACCCUUCACUUCUUUUUAUUUCACUUGUCUUGGUAAAUAUCCAACAAGCCAUCAAGUUCUUUGCCUACGUUGCUGUCGGCAGUAACAUUUGCAACCUGUAUAUAUACUGUCAAUGGCUUAUAUAAAAGCACUAUGCAUAUUGAUUUGUAUGGUCUCUUUUCCUAUCUCUAGUAUAUUUCUGAAGGAAAACAACUCUAUACUAACAAGCAUGUUUGGCUAAGCUUAAAAAGUUCACUUCAAG
Molecule: messenger RNA, 2822 nt
Organism: Olea europaea var. sylvestris
Lineage: Eukaryota; Viridiplantae; Streptophyta; Magnoliopsida; Lamiales; Oleaceae
Product: coilin-like
Exons: 10
Coding region: 112-1053 (313 amino acids)
Biological process (GO): spliceosomal snRNP assembly
Cellular component (GO): Cajal body
Molecular function (GO): U2 snRNA binding; U1 snRNA binding
Source: RefSeq, a predicted model, not a curated record